UGAGAGUUUACGUGAGCAACCAGAGCAAGCUUCUCUCUCUCUCUCUCUCUCUCUCUCUCUCUCUCUCCUUCUCUCUGUCCUUCUUCUUCUUCGUGUUCUUUUGAUGCAAACUUCAUCUCCUCUACGAUCCAAUCCUCGUACAUCAGCAACAAGACAAGCAGUCACGACUUCCCUAUUUUCUGUUUCUUUUAUAAACAUUGGCCCACUUUCCCCAUUUACCUUGCCUUUUAAGCACGCCUUCCUCCUCUCAUAAACCCCUUUCUUUUUCCCUUCAAGCCUUUAACCCCCCCAAUCCCUUCUGUCUCUCUCUAGAUCUCUCUAUUUUUCUCUGCAACUCCUCUCCAUCGCCAAGGAGCAUGCUUGGAUGUCCAGAGAAAGAGAGAGAUUUGAUGAGAUAGGUAAGAAGAUCAAGAGAGAAGCAGAUGCAUAUGAUCGAAUGGGCAGGAGACACAUGUUGGGCACUCCUGGAACCCUUAAUACCAUUACACCUUGUGCUGCUUGUAAGCUUCUGAGAAGAAGGUGUGCUCAGGAAUGCCCUUUCUCUCCUUACUUCUCACCUCAUGAGCCCCAGAAAUUCGCUUCUGUCCAUAAGGUCUUUGGUGCAAGCAACGUCUCCAAGAUGCUAAUGGAAGUGCCAGAGAGCCAAAGAGCCGAUGCAGCUAAUAGUCUAGUUUAUGAGGCGAACGUGAGGCUUAGGGAUCCAGUUUAUGGGUGCAUGGGUGCAAUCUCAGCCUUACAACAACAAGUUCAAUCUUUACAGGCUGAGCUCAAUGCAGUACGAAAUGAGAUAAUGAAAUAUAAGUAUAGGGAAAAUAGUGCUAAUCUCCUUUCAUCAUCACAUGCCGCCGCUUUGCUUUCUACCGUGGCCGCCGUGUCAGUUGCCGCACCACCACCACCAUCACCGGCUCGUGCUCCGCCGCAGCCAUCUCCUGCAAAUGCAACUGAUGUUGUUGUUGUUGCCGCUACUGGUGCUGCUCCCACUGCUUCUUCUUCUUCUUCUACCAUGUAUACUCCCCCUUCUACCACUAUCGACUAUAGUUCCAUUACUAGUGAAAAUGUUUCCUAUUUUGGCUAGAAUUAUUUGUUGGCUUCAAUUUCAUCUUACAUCUUUCUUAUUACGAACCAUGUGGAAUUAAGGGGAAGGAAAUAUUUGAUUGUUAAUUUGGGUUUA
Macadamia integrifolia is the source of this 1171-nucleotide messenger RNA. Its product is annotated as LOB domain-containing protein 15-like. The transcript has 3 exons. Lineage: Eukaryota; Viridiplantae; Streptophyta; Magnoliopsida; Proteales; Proteaceae. The record is from RefSeq and is a predicted model, not a curated record. The coding region runs from base 365 to 1075 and encodes 236 amino acids.